This is a messenger RNA of Lepus europaeus (European hare), 1249 nucleotides long. RefSeq names its product putative SEC14-like protein 6. NCBI's taxonomy places the organism in Eukaryota, Metazoa, Chordata, Mammalia, Lagomorpha, Leporidae. Gene Ontology annotation, cellular component: cytoplasm. The record is from RefSeq and is a predicted model, not a curated record. Bases 1 to 1200 code for a protein of 399 amino acids. The transcript is spliced from 12 exons.
AUGAGUGGGCACGUGGGGGACCUGAGUCCGUCCCAGGAGAGGGUGCUCAGCCAGUUCCGAGAGAACAUCUGGGAUGUGCUGCCUACCCUGCCCAAUCCUGACGACGCCUUCCUCCUGCGCUGGCUCCGAGCUCGGAGCUUCGACCUGCAGAAAUCCGAGGACAUGCUGCGGAAGCACAUGGAGUUCCGGAAGCAACAGGACCUGGACCACAUCCUCGAGUGGCAGCCGCCCCAGGUGGUCCAGCUCUACACGGCCAGCAGCAUAUGUGGCCACGACAGUGAGGGCAGCCCCGUGUGGCUGCACAUCAUCAGAGACUUCGACCUCAGGGGCCUGCUCCUGUCCGUCUCCAAGCAGCAACUGCUCAGGGAGAGGUUUCGCAACUGUGAGCUGCUCCUGCAGGACUGUGAGGUGCAGAGUCGGAAGCUGGGGAAGAAGGUGGAGCGAGUUACAACCGUGUUUGAUAUGGAGGGGCUAGGGCUGAAGCACCUGUGGAAGCCGGGAGUGGAGUUCGCACAGGAGUUUCUCUCCGCACUCGAGGCGAAUUACCCUGAGCUUUUGAAGCGUGUCAUUAUAGUCAAAGCCCCCAAGCUGUUCCCCGUGGCAUUCAACCUGGUCAAGGCGUACUUGAGAGAGGAGACCCGCAAGAAGGUGGUGAUUCUGGGAGACAACUGGAAGCAGGAGCUGCACAAGUUCAUCAGCCCCGACCAGCUGCCCGCGGUGUUUGGGGGGACCAUGACCGACCCCGACGGCAACCCCAAGUGCCUGACCAAGAUCAAGUACGGGGGCGAGGUGCCCAAGAGCUACUACAGGCGCCAGCAGGUGAGGCUGCAGUACGAGCACACGGUGUCCGUGGGCCGCGGCUCCUCCCAGCAGGUGGAGAACGAGAUCCUCUCGCCAGGCUGUGUGCUGAGGUGGCAGUUUGCAUCGGACGGCGGGGACAUCGGCUUCGGGGUCUUCCUCAAGACCAAGAUGGGGGAGCGGCAGCGGGCAGGGGAGAUGACGGCGGUGCUGCCCAGCCAGCGCUACAAUGCCCACCUGGUGCCCGAGGACGGGAGCCUCACCUGUGCGGAGGCCGGCGUGUACGUCCUGAGGUUUGACAACACCUUCAGCCUGGUUCACUCGAAACACGUCAGCUACACCGUGGAGGUGCUGCUCCCAGACCAAACGCUCCUGGAGAAGACGGAGGAACAUUCUAGGUGAACCCUGCGGCCUCCACAGCUCUCCAGGGGCCACAUCUCUCCCUGGGGAC